GGGCUGAAGCCGUUACUCCUCGAUUUUGACGGCAUGGUCUGGAUCCAGACCGGCUUCACCUUCAAGACGCCGCACGGCGAGGGAAAAGGGUUGCUGAAGCUGGGUAACACUGGUAAAGACGAGUGGAAGGCGUGGACUGUCUUUGCGCAGCUCGAGAAGCUUGAUUUCCAGAAGGAAGUCGAGGAGCGUCAUGCGGCUUCAGUUCCGACACCAAAGACGCCCGUCACUAAUGGUGUCAAUGGAGUCAACGGCAUCAAUGGACACGCACACAAAGAGCCCGAGGAAGACCUGCAGGUCCUCAUUGUCGGCGCAGCCCAGGCCGGCUUGAUGCUCGGCGCCCGCCUCCAACACAUGGGCAUCAAAACCCGCCUCGUAGAACGCAGCGCACGCCUCGGCGACUCAUGGCGAGAACGAUACCAGAGUGUGACCCUGCACUCGCCUACCUACACCGAUCACUGGGCGUUCAUGAAGAUCCCCGAGACCUGGCCGCGGUUCCUGACUGGCGACAAGGCUACGUACGACGAACAGAAGAAAAAAUACCACGUCGAGAUCCGCACGCCGGAGGGAACGCGGACGUUGUCAGCGCGUCAUGUGGUCCUGGCUACAGGUGUAUACGGCGACCUGCCCAAGAUCCCCCAGUUCCCUGGGCAAGAGUCCUUCAAGGGACAAAUCUACCACUCGAAAUACCACAAGAUGGCUGCCGAGAUCCCCGAUGUGACCAACAAGAAGGUUGUCGUCGUUGGCUGCGCCACGAGUGGCCACGAUGUCUCGGCUGACUUUGUCACGCACGGGGCCAAGGAGGUGACAAUGGUGCAGCGGCAUCCAAUCUUCUCCAUCUCGCGUGAGUCGUGGGAGAACUUUAUGCUCUCACUCUGGACGAUUCCAGGCCUCAGCACUGAGGAAGCAGACAUUGCGGGCAACGCGAUACCUCUCGCGCUGAUCCGGAGAAUGAGCAUCGGGUUGACUCAGGCGAUGGCCAAGAACGACAAGACGGUGCAUGACGGGCUUAAGAAGGCCGGGCUGGAGAUUAAGGAAGGCGAAGACGGGUAUGGGUUGGCGGACUACCAGCUCAUCAAGGGCGGGCAGUAUUACAUUGACAGCAAGAUUCGGGUCCAGAGAUGCGAAGAGGGUGUCAAGGAGUUCCAGGCAGAUGGCCUGGUGUUGAAGAAUGGUACGAAGUUGGAUGCGGAUGUGGUGGUGCUCGCGACGGGUUUCGAGCAGAACAUCACCACAGUCGAGAAACUGCUUGGGCCGGAUGUUGUCAAUAGGCUGGACGGAUUCGCGAACUUGGAUGCUGAACAGGAACACUCAGGAUGGUGGCGAGCCACGGGAGUGCCUGGGUUCUGGUACAUGACCGGCAGCUUCAUGAUGUGCCGACAGUUCUCCUUGCCGCUGGCGUUGCAGAUUGCCGCGGUUGAGAAGGGUCUGAACAAGUCUUACUACGACUAAUAUGAGGUCAUUGUAACAGAGGUGAUCAGGGAAAGGUAUGGGAAUAGCCGAUCUAUGGCGCCCGGGCUAAAGGGGAGGGAACAGGGGGAAAGCUGGUGAACUCGGAUCCAGCUGGACCCAUCAUCGCGAACUUUCUUUCAACACGAAAGGUUAAUUGGUUUCAUUCAACAUUAGAGAUACCCAACAAGAGAAAAGAAGAAUACUUUUGCAAAUGCUGCCUGGCAGAACGGAGAUGACCGCAAAGCUCCCCGAGUAACUCAGAACUUUUGCUCUGGGAUUGAACCCAGACUAGACGCAACUGUAAAUGGUCAAUUAAGAUAGCCAAAGUCGACUUCAAUCGCAAGAGAACCCAAAAACGAAACGAAAGACUGUUCUCUCAACCAAAAGGAAUGG
This is a messenger RNA of Colletotrichum phormii, 1842 nucleotides long. RefSeq names its product flavin-containing monooxygenase. Gene Ontology annotation, molecular function: monooxygenase activity; flavin adenine dinucleotide binding. The transcript is spliced from 4 exons. Bases 34 to 1449 code for a protein of 471 amino acids. The record is from RefSeq and is a predicted model, not a curated record. NCBI's taxonomy places the organism in Eukaryota, Fungi, Ascomycota, Sordariomycetes, Glomerellales, Glomerellaceae.